AUGGGAGCACAAACUAGCCACAUCGCUUCACGCACCGCAGUGGCCGACAGCAUUGCUCUUGGUGAAGCAGCAAAGCUCGCCAAAGUGAAGCCCAGCAUAGCGUCUGUUCCCAGAGUCUCCACAAUCCCAUCGGAUGUUCCCGGUGCGGACUACGUCUACGUCGUGUCUGUCCGUACGGGAACCCAGCCUGAUGCCGGCACGGCGUCUGUGGUCGGGCUGAUGAUCACAGGGUCAGAGGGCAGGACAGCCAUGGUCACUCUCAACCCGGCAGGCCUGAUCCUAGCCCGAGGUGGUGACACGUACCACAUCAUGACGACACCAGCCUCUGUUGGCGAGCUCCAGUCUGUACAGGUCUGGCACGACAGCUCCGGGAAGGGCGCCAUGGAGUCACUCUUCAUAGACAGCAUUAAGGUCUGGGACAUGCAGACAUCACAAGGAUUCUGUUUCCCAUGUUACACCUGGCUGUCCUCUAGCAAAGGAGACGGUAGGACAAUAAGGACAUUGAAGGCAGCUCAUGGAGAAAUGCAGUAA
Messenger RNA from Branchiostoma floridae (Florida lancelet), 531 nucleotides. RefSeq names its product polycystic kidney disease protein 1-like 2. The transcript is spliced from 4 exons. The record is from RefSeq and is a predicted model, not a curated record. Gene Ontology annotation, biological process: detection of mechanical stimulus. Gene Ontology annotation, cellular component: membrane. Lineage: Eukaryota; Metazoa; Chordata; Leptocardii; Amphioxiformes; Branchiostomatidae. Bases 1 to 531 code for a protein of 176 amino acids. Gene Ontology annotation, molecular function: protein binding; calcium channel activity.